Molecule: messenger RNA, 3937 nt
Organism: Solenopsis invicta (red fire ant)
Lineage: Eukaryota; Metazoa; Arthropoda; Insecta; Hymenoptera; Formicidae
Exons: 6
Coding region: 45-2795 (916 amino acids)
Source: RefSeq, a predicted model, not a curated record
UGUGUAAUUGUUGUUUCAAAGUUAAUUUUGCGUACGUUAAAAAUAUGAAAAGAGGACCAUAUAAACGAUUUUUGGAAGAUGAAAAUAUUUUAAUUCCAAGAACAACGCGACGUCCGCGUCGUUUAAAUGAGAAUAUAGACGAAAACGAAGAACAUCGUCAUGUUGAUGUAGGCAUUGGUGCAGGCGAUAAUGAACCAACAAACGACGAAAAUCAAAUCAUAAUUGGUCGAGGAAAAUAUAAAUUAUAUGUUGAGGACAGCAACAUUCCAGUUCCACAGAGAACGCAAUACAGAAGGAGUCAAAUUUAUCAAAAUAUAGAAGAAAACAUAGAGGAUCAUGAAAUUUGUAAUGCUAGAGUAGAUGAUGAGAAUGAUAAUGACAUUGUCGACAAUGUCAAUCAGGAUGAUCAAGUAGAUUACGUAAUCAUUCCACAGGAUGCUCAAGAAAAUACAAGUGAAAAUGAUGAAGAUGACAACAGCGAUUGGAGUAACAAUGAACAUAUUGAAAAUGAGAAUAGAAUAGUAGACAAUGAAGAUAAUGAAGAAAUUCUGAAUUCCCAUCCUGUUGGUCCACAGGAGAGAGUUCCUUUGUACAACGAUUGCAAUCUGACGCAAGAAGAAAGUGAACUACUUAUUAUGGGCUUCGCAGUUAGACAUGGACUAUCAGACUAUGCACUCGACGAUUUACUUAAACUUAUUAACUGUCAUUUACCACGUACGCAAUAUAUUUCAAAAUACUUGUUCUUAAAAAAAUUUUCACCUGCAGUGAAGACUAUAUUCCACUUUUACUGUCCUCAAUGUAAAAAUAGCUUACAAUUUGCUGAUGGAAGACUUAUCGAUCGAUGCGAAGAUUGCAAUAAUGAUUUUAAGAAAGAUGAUUUAAAAAAAGCAGGAAAUUUUUUUUUACAUAUCCCAUUAGCUGAUCAGUUAAGAGGAAUAAUGAAUAGUAAUCUUUAUUACAAACUUUCGAAAAAUAGAUUCAAUGAAAGCGACGUUGUUAAUGGACGAGUGUAUCGUAAAUUAGUUAAUAGAGAAGUAAUAGGUGAACACGAUAUAACGUUGCAGUUAAAUACUGACGGAGUAGCGUUUUUUAAUUCUUCAAAAAUGUCGAUGUGGCCUAUUCAGGUUGUAAUAAAUGAAUUGCCGUAUCGCCUCAGAAGACAAAAUGUAAUGUUGUGUGGUUUGUGGUACGGAACUGAUAAGCCAGUUAUAGACCUUUUUAUGAAACCUUUCGUAGACGAAUUAAUCAUUCUUCAUAAUGAGGGUAUGAAAUGCAUCACACCGGAACAUCCAGAAACAAUAAACAUAAAAGUACAUACCCUUAUUGCAUCCGUAGAUUCGGUAGCAAGACCACUAUUACAAAACUUGAAACAAUUUAAUGGAGAAAGUGGAUGCUCUUUUUGUUUAAAGAAAGGAGAUAGAAUACCAUUUGGAAGAAGGUACACUCGAGUCUACUGUGGUGACAUAGGUGUACCUCGUACUACGUUGCAGCAUGAAGCUGAUUGCGAAGAGGCAAUUGAAACGAAUGCAUGUGUACGCGGAGUGAAAGGACCCUCUAUAUUAAUGAAGCUACCGGUUUUUAAUAUUAUAAAUUCAUUUGUGCCUGAUUACAUGCAUACUGUGCUUUUAGGCGUAACGAAAACGUUUGUAUGCAAUAUUUGGUUCGAUCCGGCUAACAAAGACAAAGAAUGGUAUAUUGGAAAUAAAAUGAUAGAAUUCGAUAAAAAUCUAUGCAAUAUAAAACCACCUUGUGAAAUAACUAGAGUUCCACGAUCGAUAACUGAAAGACAAUUGUGGAAGGCUUCCGAAUGGAGAAACUUUCUUUUAUAUUAUUCAUCUGCGUGCUUGUUCAAUUUAAUGCAUCGUACAUACAUAAAACACUGGUCCCUGUUAGUUUUCAGCAUGCAUAUUUUCCUGAAGGACAAAAUUACGGAAAAUGAAUUCUAUGUAGGCGAAAGAUCGUUAAAGAAAUUUGUUUUCCAAACAGAAACUUUGUAUGGACAAGAGUUCAUGAAAUUUAAUGUCCAUUUGCUAUUGCAUAUUCCAAAGUCAGUAUCUGCUUUCGGUUCAUUGUGGGCUCAUUCAGCAUAUCCUUUUGAACAUUAUAAUGGAAGACUAAAAAAAUUAUAUCACAAUACUCAAGCUGUACCAAGGCAAAUAUGCAAAACAUAUUUUAGAUUAAAGACUGUAGAUAGAAUAAGCAAUAAGAUUUUUAAGGAUGAAAAUUGUACGGUUCGUGGGAAAUUGCUCUUUAAUAAAAUGUUUGGACCUCAUAAAAUAAAUUCUUGCGUUGAAUAUGGACCACAUUUACGAUUAUUACAACCAUCUUCCAAUAUAUCAUUAAAUAUUGUACAGCAGGCAUGUAUUAUACAAUUAUUGCAGGAAGAAUUAGUGUCCGCCGAUAAUAUUCAAUUGUAUAAGCGUUUUAUUUUUAAAAAUAUUUUAUAUCAUUCAGUUGACUACGAACGUUUUACGAAAAGAGAAAACAGUGUUAUUCAAUUGACAAAUGGAGCUUAUAUUAUGAUACAAAACAUUUGUAUGGUUCAAAAAAUUAAUUGUAACGAGGACAUUUAUGUAAUUUUUGGACUAAAAUUAUUACCAUUAAAUUUAGAACUGGCAAAAGAUUCACAAGUUAAUAAUACUUCUACAUUGUAUAGUAGUAUUGUACGAAAAAGCGAUGAAAUAAUUUGUAUUUUGCCUACAUCAAUUAAACGGAAAUGUAUUAAAAUGAAUUAUAAUAUGCGUGACGAUCAUUAUAUUGUAAUGCCGCUUGUCAACCUAAUGGAAAUUGACUGAAUUAUUUAUGUAGUAUUGUAUUAUUACACGGUAUUUUGUAAUUAUUAUUGUAUAGUACUUUUAAAAUUAAAAAUACUUUGUGCUAUUUAUAAUACAAAAAAUAUUCCAUUUUAUAAGUAUUUGACUAAUUCCUUUUGAAAUCAGAUAAGAAAAAAUCAAUCGUUUUUUAAAUUAAUUAAAAAUUUUAUUAAUUCGAAUAUAUGCAAAAAAGUGAGGACGUGUUUUUGUUUGUUCAAAAAAAUUUAUUUACCGAAAUACGAGUUAAUUUUAACGAAUAUUUGUAUUUAAUUACAAAAUACGAUAUGUCCGGUUCGACUUAUCGUAGUGAUGAAGAAAAUGUCAUUUUAAAGCUAAAAUUAUACACUUUAAUAAACAAUUUUUCUUAUGAAAAACAUCAAUUAUUAUUAAUAAAAAAUUAAACUGUUAAAUAUUUUUUUUAACAGAAAGCGACCUAUUUGAAAAAUUUGGAAAAUAUACAUUUAUAUACAAUUCUAGACAAAAUAAAAACGUUCAAUACGUUACAUUAUGUCCUAUUUUAUACUGAUUUAAAUUUGGACCGCAUUUUAAAUUUAAUUCAGUGCAAAAUAAAAAAAUGCUUUGAAAUCUUAAGUUUUAAAUAAUUGAUCAAUAACUGCAGUUUCCAAUAUUCAACAAUAGUAACUAUCAAUAUUUAUCUGCAGUAUUCAUCAAUACUUGUCUAUCUCUAAUAUUUAAGUAUUGAUCAAUACCAGUUUCUAAUAUUCAGUAUUCACCAAUAGCAACUAUCAAUACUCAGUAUUCAUUAAUACUUGUCUAUCUCUAAUAUUUAAGUAUUGAUCAAUACCGUUUCUAAUAUUCAGUAUUCACCAAUAGUAACUGUCAAUACUCAGUAUUCAUAAACACUUUGACUAUCUAAUACUUGAGUAUUGAUCAAUACCAGUUGCCAAUACUCAGUAUUCUCCAAUAGUAACUGUUAAUACUCAGUAUUCGUCACUACUUAACCUUUACCAAUACUCAAGUAUUCACCAAUACUGACAUGCAAUACUCAGUAUUACAACUUGAAUACUGAGUAUUGAAAUCUCAAUACUCAGUAUUGAGCCUCAAUACUUAUUUUCCGUGAGGGUUGGCUCGUCUGCGUAAUCGCAGAGCCGAAUCUAACCUGC